Messenger RNA from Amphibalanus amphitrite, 3518 nucleotides. RefSeq names its product carbohydrate-responsive element-binding protein-like. Gene Ontology annotation, cellular component: nucleus. Gene Ontology annotation, biological process: regulation of transcription by RNA polymerase II. Gene Ontology annotation, molecular function: DNA-binding transcription factor activity, RNA polymerase II-specific; RNA polymerase II cis-regulatory region sequence-specific DNA binding; protein dimerization activity. Bases 318 to 2735 code for a protein of 805 amino acids. The record is from RefSeq and is a predicted model, not a curated record. Lineage: Eukaryota; Metazoa; Arthropoda; Thecostraca; Balanomorpha; Balanidae. The transcript is spliced from 4 exons.
GGGAUCGACCCGGCGCCGGCCGCCGCCGCCGCUCCCGUGCUCCGGGUGCUGCUGCACCGCGCCGCCAGUCGCCGCUCGCGCAGCGCUGGGGCAGGACCGUCGGCGCCGGCCGGGUGCCCAGUGAGAGCACGUGCUGACGGCGCGGACCGCCGGGCUGUGAGGGUUGGAGCGGAUCCGCCGGGUGAGGCGCAGUGUGUUGUGUGGCGCCGUUGGCUGCUGUGCACCGACGCGCCGCCGCCUGUUGACGUUGGCCCGUUUGGUUAUCUGUGGCUGGCCCCUCCGCCGCCGACGACGCUGCUGCUGCUCUCUGUUCACUGAUGCUGCAGUCGAUGGGCCUGUUCGGAGAGGUGCUGGCGCCGCGGCCCGUGCGGCCGCCGGUGCCGGCGCGCGGCUCCGCCAAGGAGUCCAUCCACUCGGGACACUUCAUGGUGUCCAACUUCCUGCGCGAGGAGGAGGAGCUCGAGGAGCGCCUGAACGCGCCCAUCCUCGAUGACGCCAACUCGGGCGACGAGAGCGUCUCUGGCGAGGUGGUGAAGCAGGACUCUCCCAACUCGGUGCACAUCGACAGCUCGCUCACCAAGCUCUUCAACACGCUGACGAUCGCCUACAGCGAGCAGAUCUCCAACCCGCGCUGGAACUCGUUCCGCGGCAUGAAGCUCAACAUGAAGGACAAGAUCCGGCUCAACAAUGUCAUCUGGCGCUGCUGGCACAUUCAGUUUGUGAAGAAGCAGAACCGCGGCGUCUGUCAUUUCGCCUCGUCAGCGGAGGGCGAGCAGCACAAGCCAGUGGCCGUGGUGCUCGAGGGCAAGUACUGGAAGCGCAAGACGGAGGCGGUGACUGCAGAGUACAAAAAGUGGCGCAUCUUCAACAAGAACCGCGUGGAGCGGCAGCAGGCGCUGGCGCAGGGCCGCAGCAUGAUGCCGCCGGCCGACUGGUCGUUCUCGCCGGCCGGCUCGCUAGACACAGGCCCCGACGGCAUGGACCUGACCGACUUCUCCGACGGCCUGAUGGACAUGUUGAUGCAGCAGCCGUACACCUUCCCCAACCCGCGCGAGAUCCGCGUCGGCGUGGCCGACUUCAUCCAGCCGAGUCUGGUGCAGCUGCAGCCGAGUCUCAGCGACCUGGACAUCAUGGACACGCUGGAGCCGCUGCAGGAGUGGCUCUCCAGCCGACUGCCGACCGUGGACGAGGAGCCCACUGAGCCGCCGCUGCCGGCCGUGCACACACCGCCGCCGCCCGAGCCGACCGUGCAGCCCAUGCUGGUGGAACCCAUCCUGCUGGAGCAGCCGCCGCCGCCGCCGCCGGCGCCGCCCACGAAGCCGCCGCUGCAGCUGGAGUCGCCGCCGGCCACACUCAGCUGUUAUGCGUCUUCAGUGAUGGUGAACUCUGCGCCGCUGGCAGCGGACGCGGUGUUCACGCCUCCGCCGCCGCCGCCCCAGCCGCCGCCACCGGCACCUGCUCGUACUCGCUCGCUGUCCUCCCGUCCCCUGGCCGCCCGGCCGGUCGACAAACCCGUGACCACGCUGGCGGCACCGGUGCGCCAGCCGCGUCACCAGCAGCCGCGCCGCAACUCGCUGACGGAGAUCCAGCGGGCGCGUGCUGCUGGCGCCAUGGAACGCUCCAUCAGCGACUCAUCAAGCGUAGCGCGCGCACGCGGCCUGCUCAGUCUCGGCGCGGAGUCGUCAGGCGGCGGCGGCCAGCCGGUCACCAUGCUCACCCAGCUCCUGACGCCGAGCCGCACCGGCCAGAUUAACCAGGGCGCGCUGGCCUCCAUCGCCGCCUCGGCCUCACCCUCAGUCACCAUGGCCAUGGCGCCGCCGGUGUCGGUGGCUCGGUCCGUGUCUCUGACGGCGCCCGUCUCAAUGACGCGGUCGGGGGCCAUGGCGGCGCCCGCCUCCCUGGCUCGCUCGCUGUCCAUGUCGUCGCCAGUCUCCAUGUCGAUGUCGGCGCCGGGAUCGGUGGCCAUGACGGCGCCCUCGCCGCGGCUCCAGUCGCCGGCCGGAUCCGUGGGCUCGUUCUCGCUACCGUCUCCGCCGGCUCCUGUACCGUCCCCGCCGGAGCCAGGGACCGGCCGUGGCGUCUACAAGGAGCACAGACGUGCCUGCCACAUCAACGCGGAACAGAAGCGACGCGGUAACAUCAAGAGCGGUUUUGAUGUUCUGUACAGUCUGGUGCCGUCUCUGCGGAACAAUAGCAGUGCCAAGGUCAGCAAGGCCGCGAUGCUGCACCAGGGAGCCGAGUACAUCAGUGAGCUGAAGACGGAGCGCUCUCGACUACAGGCGGAGGCGGACGAGCUAAAGCAGGAGAUUGAGCGGCUCAACCAGCAGAUCAACAACUGCCAGGCGAUGCUGCCGGCCACGGGAGCGCCGGUGACGCGCGCCAAACAGAGCAAAACGCAGGAGAUGUUCGACAACUACAUCCGCGAGCGGACGCUGCAGAACUGGCGCUUCUUCGUCUUCUCGAAGCUGCUGCCGCCGCUGCUGGAGAGCUACAGCACCUCGGUGAGCACGUCCAACGUGGACGAGCUGUGCCGCACCGUUCUGGCCUGGCAGGAGCAGAGCUGCGGCCUGGUGCAGUUCCGCCGGCGCGCCACCACCGCGCUCUGCGACCUCUCCAAGACCACCAGCAUCCUGAGCGAGCCGUCCCGACUGCCCAUGGAGGCGGUGAACACGGUGACGCGGCUGCGCCGGCCGACGGCCGAGGACGCUCAGUCGCCGCCCGGGGACGCCGUCUGACCGCAGGCUCUCGGUGGGACACUGAGGAGGGACGCGCCGCCCCCGGAGGAAGGGAGGACCGAGUGAGACCGUGCCGGUGGCGUGGACUGCAGUGUCGUGUCGGUGUGAGUGCUGAGUGAGCUGAAAUGUGCGGCGCCCGUGUGUUUUUAGACGGGGAGCUGCGUCGUCGGGCGGUGGCGAGAGCGCUGCACAGCGGCUGUCGGAGGGACUGGCGCCGACGCCGCCGCGAAGACAGUAUUCAAGUACAACCAGCCGGAUAUUUGUUAUCGUGCCAUCGCGUUAGUGUUGAGUGUGGGUCGGCGGGCCGGCGCCGGCCGCCGGCUGGCGCUGUUGGUGCGCUCCUCUCGGCUCUCAGCGUCUGCCCGGGAGCGGGCUGGUCCCGCCCGGGCGGCUCGGACGGCUCCGGCCGCCGCUCGGCCGGGUGACGAGACUGGCAGCCGCCGCGGAUCCCGCCGGGACUGUCCUUCACGGAGUGGCGGGCGGGCUGACCGACCGCGCACAGCACCGAGGGACUCUCCGCCGGACCGGGCGGGCAGACACUCACCACCCGACAGGUCGGCCUGCCCACUGCCGCCGCGCGCCUAGAUCUUUUUUUCGCUAUCCCUCUUUAUCUCUUUGGCUUUCUCCUUUUGCAUGCGCUAUUGUAUUGUGCAAUAUGUCGGCUCGAGCAGGGCAGCCCGCGGGCCGGAGUGGCCGCAGGGUAGCACUGCCCUGCCCCAGAGGCCUGCAACCCAGACAUGGGACGGCCCUCUUGUCUAGAGAAUAUAUUUUACGAAUAAUGUC